This is a messenger RNA of Xyrauchen texanus (razorback sucker), 4641 nucleotides long. RefSeq names its product sorting nexin-27-like. The transcript is spliced from 13 exons. Gene Ontology annotation, molecular function: phosphatidylinositol-3-phosphate binding; protein binding. Gene Ontology annotation, biological process: signal transduction; intracellular protein transport. Lineage: Eukaryota; Metazoa; Chordata; Actinopteri; Cypriniformes; Catostomidae. The coding region runs from base 99 to 1808 and encodes 569 amino acids. The record is from RefSeq and is a predicted model, not a curated record. Gene Ontology annotation, cellular component: early endosome.
UUGACGGUUGGGCGGCUCAAGCGUAUUUCUGGCCUGUUGUUUUGAAGGUUCAGGCCUACGGGAGGAGAGGGGGGUGAGGGUUAAAAUCCGAGUUAAAGAUGGCGGAAAUCGAGGGAGAUGAGACUACUCGGCCCGCUUCUCCGUCGCUGCAAAUCCCAGCGUCCCGCGUUAACGAAUCCGAUAUGGUUGGGUCCGGUUCUGGCAGCCAGACGCCGACCAUGGUGACUUCGGGUCCGCGGAUGGUUCAGAUUGUAAAGUCAGAAUCGGGUUACGGUUUCAACGUCCGCGGUCAAGUGAGUGAAGGCGGCCAGCUGCGGAGCAUUAACGGGGAGCUGUACGCUCCUCUCCAGCAUGUCAGCGCCGUGUUACCCGGGGGUGCGGCGGACCGGGCCGGUAUCGUUAAAGGAGACAGAAUAUUAGAGGUUAAUGGUUUGAGCGUGGAGGGGGCAACACACAAGCAGGUGGUGGAUCUGAUUAGGGCGGGAGAGAGGGAGCUGAUGUUGACCGUACUCUCCGUGCCGGCACAGGAAGCUGAUGGGCUCGAUGCCGGUGAAGAAGGCACUGCAUCAUCUAAUUAUGAUUACGCUGACAAGCAGGCAGUCCCCAUUUCAAUCCCUACGUACAAACAUGUGGAACAGCACUCUGAGAAAUUUGUGGUCUUUAACGUGUACAUGUCAGGCAGACAGCUGUGCUCAAAACGUUACAGGGAGUUUGCAAUACUUAAUCAGAACCUGAAGAGAGAGUUUUCCAACUUUACUUUCCCAAAGAUACCAGGGAAAUGGCCCUUCUCUCUGUCUGAACAGCAGCUGGAUGCACGCAGGAGGGGACUGGAGGAGUAUCUGGAGAGAGUGUGCUCAGUGCGGGUCAUCGGUGAAAGUGACAUUAUGCAAGAAUUUUUGUCUGAAUCAAAUGAAAACCACAAUGGUGUAACGGACGUCGAGUUACGGAUAGUGCUACCUGAUAAAACCACAGUCUCUGUGAGGGUCCGGAAAAAUGGCACCACUGACCAGGUUUACCAGGCUUUGGUCAUGAAAAUUGGAAUGGACAGCAUCAUGGCCAGUUACUUUGCACUCUUUGAGGUUAUUAACCACUCCUUUGUGCGUAAAUUGGCUCCUAAUGAAUUCCCACACAAGCUGUAUGUUCAGAACUACACAUCAGCAGUGCCCGGGACAUGUCUCACAGUACGCAAGUGGCUCUUCAGCACAGAGGAAGAGGAGCUGCUGCGGGACAACCCCCUGGCCCUGCACUACUGCUUUCAUCAGGCACAGGAUGAUGUGAAGAAGGGAUUCAUUAAAGCAGAGGAUAAGGCGUACCAGCUGCAGAAGUUGGCAGAACAGAGGAAGAUGGCAAUGUAUUUGAGUCUUCUGCGCUCAUGUGAGGGGUAUAACGAGGUGAUGUUCCCUCACUGUGCAUGUGACUCACGGAGGAAAGGUCAUGUGAUUACAGCCGUCAGCAUGAAGCAUUUCAAACUGCAUGCCUGCAUGGAGGAUGGCACUUUGGAGAAUCAGGUGAUUGUCUUUGAAUGGUCAGAGAUGCAGAGAUGGGACACCGAUGAGGAGGGUAUGGCCUUCUGCUUUGAGUACGUUCGAGGGGAGAAGAAACCUCGCUGGGUCAAAAUAUUCACUCCUUAUUUUAACUACAUGCAUGAGUGCUUUGAGAGGAUAUUCUGUGAGCUCAAAUGGAGGAAAGAGGUUGAAGAAGAGGCCUCAGACAAAGACAAUAAGAACUGUAGUAAUAAUGAUUACCUCUCCCCACUGGAGCAACAGAAGGGAUGGUGCCACCUAGGGGGUGAGAUUGCAACUUCUUAAAACUCCUCUCUAAGUCCCCCUGUGAAACUGCAUAAAUGGCGCGGGAUUAUCACACUAUAGAGGACCCCCAUAACGACCAUGUUACCACGGCAACACCCCAGCAACGCCAUACCAACCACGUUUCCACUGAGACAAAAGUGUGCCUUUUCAGAUGCAGAGCGUUCCAUAUGGCAGCCACGUCACCAUGGCAACACAAAAGGCCAUUAUGAUCAUCACGAGAUAGACGCAUAAUAAGAUACCAGGCCGUUUCAGCCAGAUUAAAAGCACCAAUGGGAUCUGCUGUCAUUUUAUCAACUUGAACACAAAUGCAUGUAAAAAAACACAUAGGACAAGACCUAGAGUUCUUCUAUGCCUGCCAUUGGUUCAGGAGACAGGCUCUUCUUACAUUCAACUGGUUGGAAUUUCAAGAGCAUGAGCUAAAGAAGGGGUCUAUCGACUCUUGAUCAGGGCAGCACAGUAAAAAACAACACUUUGUGAUUUGGAAUGGCAGCCACUAUAAAGAAAUAUUAAUAUACUGUAUAUGAGAAGAGGAAAGCCAUGCCUUAAAAAAACAUAGAAAAUAAAUUAGUGGAAUAGCACGGUUACAAGACGGAUGAUUGGCAUGGGAGUUCUUUUAGGGGAAAGAUGGCACUGCGUAAUUUUCCCAGUAUUGCUGACUAAAAUAAACUUGGAUAGGGAACACUUUUACAUUUAUUUUAAAAUAAAACAAAAUUAGGAGUAAACAAGUACAUGGAGGCAGUUACAUGGGAGCUUUGUCUUUGCUUUGUGUGUAUGAUUGUGCAUUUAAGGAUAAAAGGAGAAAAAUAGAAAAAGAAAAAAAAAAGAGAGUCAAGAUUACAGACAUUUUGUGUUAAUUUAAGUGUAGUUUUCGCAAGCUACCUGUAGGGGGCGUCCCAUGAAAACAAAAAGGCUUAUGUAUUUGAGCCAUAUUCAUUCCAGUCAGUAUGUGGCUUUGAAAGUGAGUCAGUUUUGUUUUUGUCAGUUUAUUUGUAUUUUGCUUUCGAGGGAACAUGGCUGUACCGUAAACGUGUUCGUUUUAGUGUUAUUUAUCGUCAAAGAAAGAGUGUAGCGGCUUGCCUGGGAUCAGUCAGUUAUCCUGGUUCAGUAGCGUACAUGUUUAUACAAUCUGUAAAAAUAAAGAGAAAUUCAAGGGACAGACUGAGAAUAUUGUGAUCUCAGAAGAGUUUUAACAGUGUUUCCUAACAUGACCCGAGGCCAUUUGUCGCGAUUCAUUUAUACAUUUCCCAUAAUGUGCUUAAAUAACCAAUUUAUUCAGGGUUUUUUCUUUGUUUACCAUCUCUUACUUUUUGUACCACCAACUCAAGAACAGAUAACUUGAAUUUUGCUUGGUGAAAAUAUUUCAACAGCUUGGCCAGGGCUGGGGUGUUGGGGCAUUUGACUACUAAUGACACCCCCUAGUAUCCUAGUAUCACCCCUUUCUUAACAAACAUGCAUGUUUAAUGCAAACCAGAAUCUUUCACAUUCCAUUCCAGCACAAUACUGUGAGAAAUCCACUCAUCCGCAUCCAAAUGCCCUGAUCAAUGAAUGAGAAUGUUUCUGCGUGUGCUGCCGUCUGAUUGCUCUCUGGUUAGAGUCGAGGCUCCCUUUACGACCGCAUAGUAGCAAACAUAAUCUUUAGUCUAAAACCUAUUUACAAAUUCAACUUCAUUUGUGUCUUCAGUCCUGAUGAUGAUUUCCGUGAUUAGUUCAACCAGUCUAUCAAUGUGAAUGAAGAAAAAACAGCUUGUGUAUAUUGUGGUUGUGUAAUUUGUCAUUUUGUCAGGAGUGAAGGUGUGACACUUUUACUGUUCGCAAAUGUCAAAAAUUCCCUAAACUGUCCGACCAUUUAAUGUUCACCAGCGCUAUAAAAAUAUGCAUUGUUUGGUCAGUCUUUCUUAUUUUGUCACUGUGCAGGAAACUAGAAUAUGAAUGUACCAGAAUGUUUUUAACAUGGAGAAUUAUUAAUAAGAAUGCUUUUUGUUAUUAACGUAAAAUUGCAUCAUUUUAAGAUCAUAAUUAUACUUAAAUUUAAAACUUAAGACACUAACCCACUGUUAGCCUCAUUCUGAGUGUUUUUGCUUCAAGGAAUGUUCUAGAUUCAAUCAAAGUUAAGCUCAAUCUACAGCAUUUGUGUCGAAUUGUUGAUCGCCAUGAAAAUUAAUUUCAACUUGUCCCUCCUUUUCUUAAAGAAAAAAAAAAUCUGGGUUACAGUUCGGCACUUUCAAGGGAAGUGAGUCGAAAUAGUUUUUUGUGGUAAUCAACAUUAUGCCACAAAUGCUGUCAAUUGAGCCACUAUUAGUGAACCCGGAAUAUUCCUUUAACUUUAGGGCUGACCUGAAAAGUAUUAAUUUGAGUGUUUCACCACGUGUUAAGGAAAUCUGUAUUUGAGUCAAGAGGGACGACUGAUGAGUGAAAGUUUAACUGCUAUUUGUCUGUAUUCUGCACUUCAUCUGUAAAUUUACUGUUUAUGUGUAGUACUGACACAGUCUUUGUAGGCUUUCUGACAAAAUAAAAACAUUAAUUUAUUUUUCUGCUAAAUCAAGGGCAUUGAAAAGGCCUUUGCUGUUGUGAGUUUCGGGAGGGGCUUUGUAUGAAAAAAGAUAUAGGCCUUAUGCAUAAGUGAAGGAGAUAAAGAGGGUGCAUUAUUUCAUGUAGCCUAGCUAAUGGCAUAAAUUUACAAUAUCGGGAUACAUUAGUUUUAUAUCUAAAGUGUGUGAAGGUUAAACUAACUAGUUAUCAAAAAAAAUUUAAGAAACAUAAUGUAGGUUGAAACAUUGUAACAUACUAUUUUAAAUAAAAUUAUCUAUUGAGAAAUGUGUUUCAUUCUGGGGUU